Rhagoletis zephyria (snowberry fruit fly) is the source of this 481-nucleotide messenger RNA. RefSeq lists its product as uncharacterized. NCBI's taxonomy places the organism in Eukaryota, Metazoa, Arthropoda, Insecta, Diptera, Tephritidae. The record is from RefSeq and is a predicted model, not a curated record.
UUUUUCUUCAAUCACAAUAUUUUAUAAGUAAGUAGUUUGUUAAAUAUUUAAUUUAAGAAAAUUAUUAAGUAUGUGAUUUAUUGGCAGACUGGUGCAAACGCAAAUGACGAUCUACCACUUUCUUAAAAAAAAAAACCGUGGACCCCUUAAACGAAAAAGUGAAUCAGAUGGAUGCAAAAAUUGGAGCUGUUUUGGAGCGGUUAUUUUCAGAGGUGAUUGCUUUAAGGAAAGAAAAUGGUACCCUUCGAAACAAUAAGAGACCAACCAUUGCAGAGGGCGUCCUGCCAAGAAGCCCAUUUAAGGAAAAGCAUGCAUUUAUGGAAUUUGAAAAAGACCUUGGGAGUUCAAGUGAAAAACAACAAUUAUUGGUUUCUGAACUCGAAGCUAUAAAUAUUUUAAAUGUAGAUAAAUGUUUAAGAACGUACUGGCGGAAAAUUAUUACAGAUGGCACAGAGAAUUUUUCGCCAUGAAUGCAAAGUUU